Oppiella nova is the source of this 674-nucleotide messenger RNA. The record is from the annotation of a GenBank genome assembly. NCBI's taxonomy places the organism in Eukaryota, Metazoa, Arthropoda, Arachnida, Sarcoptiformes, Oppiidae.
AACUAAUCACAAAUUCUAUGUCAACAGGUUUGCCAAACAAUGUGUCAAUUAGUUUUUAAUUCAAAUUUUAAUUAAUUAAUUUUGGUGUCAUUUUAUAUAUUUGAUUUACACAAUAAAAUAUUAAUUUAUAUAAUCUAUUAAUUAUAAUAUAUUUGUGUAGAUAUGGGCUCAAGAAUUGGUUGCCAUAUGUCUACAAAAAGGGUGCAAUAAUGUCAUCCAAUGUUAAGAAUGGCACUCAAGAGGAAUAUCCGAAGGACUCGUUCGACAGAUUCGGUGAUGACUUGUGUGGACUCGCAAUAAUGUCAUCCAAUGUUAAGAAUGGUACUCAAGAGGAAUAUCCGAAGGACUCGUUCGACAGAUUCGGUGAUGACUUGUGUGGACUCGUGUUGUCUUAUCUGUCACUGAAAGACAGCUUCAGAUAUGAAUGUCUGUCCAAACAGUGGAUGAGAACUGUAUUCAUACGAAGGAAUACCUUCUCUGUGUAUGAGUUAUGGCAGAAAACCAAGUGGCUGUUAGAAGAUUACAAUAAGAAGAUUAACUCAAACAAUUAUCCGUUGACUAUCACUACAAAGAGUUUGACAAUCAAUGGUCACAACUCCAGAGAUAUCGACUGCAAGUCCGGUGUGAAAAUGAUGUCAAAGAUUACGAAGACUACACUUAAGACUACUUACAAC